GUCUCGGUGCGACGUAUUGUUGUUAAGUUUACACUGACGAAGUUCACAAUGUCCGCCACUUCCGGGCAGUCUCCGUCCGGCGCGUAGCAACCACGGCGGAGAAUCGUGCUCCGUGCCCGGCGCACCUGAAGUAGCCUCAGCCGUUAGCCUGCUAGCGGUGACGCAGCGCGGCUGGUUGCCCCGUGGCCAUGGAGCGCGAGGAGCCCCCCCGCGAGGAGCCCGCUCCCCGGGCCGACAGCAGCGGUGCUGCUGCCGCACAAUGGCGCAACUGGAGUGGAUUUUGGCUCCUUGGAUUGUGUAACAACUUUGCCUACGUGGUAAUGCUGAGCGCCGCUCACGACAUCCUCAACCAGCAAGAGUCCAGAAACACCCCGGAUCCCACUUCAGCAACGUUGGCUGUGGAAUUCCAAGGAGGAAACCGUAGCAACAGCAGCCGCUACGACUGCAACCCCGUCUCCACGGCGGCUGUGCUGUUAGCCGACAUCCUCCCAACGCUCGCCAUCAAGUUGUCAGCUCCCUUUGUGAUCCACAAACUGCCUUAUGGUUUCCGAGUGUUGUUCUGCGCCUUCAUGGCCGCAGGCAGCUUCCUCCUCGUGUCCUUCUCCUCGGCCGUGUGGAUGAGCAUUCUGGGUGUGAUCUUUGCGAGCGUCGGCGCCGGCCUGGGCGAGCUGACCUUCCUCUCUCUCACCGUGUACUUCAGCAGGGAUGUACUGGGAGGUUGGGGCUCCGGCACUGGCGGCGCCGGUGUGGGUGGAGCCCUCCUCUACUCGGGCCUCACCCAGGCGGGCCUGUCUCCCCAGGUCACGCUUCUCAGCAUGCUGGUGGUGCCGGUCGUCAUGUGUCUGAGCUAUUUCUUCCUGCUGGAUCUCCCCCCUUCAUUACCUCAGUGGAGAUGCGCGGAGACGGAGUACAGGGCGGUGGGCUCCGAGGACAGACGGGCGCUGAUGGACGGAUCGGAGGAAGAGGAGCAGGAGAAGUCAACGCCAGCAGAGGUGAUGACGGCCGGACCGCUGACCUUCACAGAGAAGCUUUGUGUCGUCAAAGGCCUGCUGUGGUUCGUGUUGCCUCUUGGACUGGUCUACUUCGCAGAGUACUUCAUCAACCAGGGCCUGAUGGAGCUCCUGUACUUCCCCAAACUGUUCCUGUCCCACGCGCAGCAGUAUCGCUGGUACCAGACGCUGUACCAGGUCGGUGUGCUGGUGUCUCGGUCGUCCCUGUGCUGUGUGAAGAUCAGGAAUCUGUGGACUCUCUCUCUGCUUCAGGUGGUGAACGCUGUGCUGCUGCUGUUGGCUGUGCGCUUCCAGUUCCUGCCCAGUGCCUGGGUGGUGUUCGCCAUCGUCCUCUACGAGGGCCUGCUGGGCGGAGCGGCGUAUGUCAACACCUUCUACUUCAUCAGCAAAGAGACCGGAGACAGACACAGGGAGUUCGCCAUGGCCGCUGCCAGCGUCGGGGACAGUCUGGGCAUCGCCGCGGCCGGACUCGCCGCUUUCCCCGUCCACAGAUACUUCUGCUCCCUGUGACCCCAGCAGGGGACGCGACGUCUUCUGUUUACAUGAGGAAACCUUUUCCUGCAAUAUGACGAGUUUUCAACGGUAAAAGUGUCCUUAAGAUUUUGCAGGUUGUUCAGAGAAACGGAGCGUUGAUUUGUUUUACGGUGUUUCUGAAUAAUGGAACAGAAUGAAGCUUUUUAUUUAUUUAUUUUUUAAAUAACAACAAAUGUUUCUAGAUCAUAUAGUUUGAGGACACAACUUGUACUAAUCUUCUUUUUGAUUUGAUUGUUGUAUUACUGACCUCGCUUGUUAUUAUUUACCUUUAACACUGAGUGUUUACCACUCGCUGCCUUCACACAAAGGUGCACUCUGCUACACAGCAACCCUUCACGUCACAUCUGAUCUCUGUUAUGCUGUUAUUACAUUUCGAUGUCUGCUCACAAACAAAGAGAACUCACUGUCGUCGCCCCGUCACAUUGAUUUUUGGCUAAACAGUGGACAUGAAGGUUUCCUCUCCCGACAGACGACUCGCAGGUUAGAAGAUGAAAAGGUUCAUAGUGUCUCGGGUUAUUGCUGACCUACAUGCGUUUAUUAUUUAGUUUACUGGAGAUAAGAAACAUUGUUUAUGUGGAUUAGCAUUUCAUAUCUUAUUAAGUGUAACACUGUGGGAGGCAGGACGACACCUCGAGCUGCAUUAAUGUACAUGAAUGUCAGCGAGGAGGAUGCAUCUCAGGGUAUGCCUGUCAGCAUUGAUAGUUUUUUGGUGAUUUUUAUCUUAUUUCUCACCCCGGUGGUUGGAUUGCAAUGAAUCACAAGCACACUGAAAAUGGUAUCGUUGUUUUCCCUCUUUAUUAUUUAAUCCAUCGAGUGACUGCCUGAAAAACCCUGCUCUUAUUUUCUUUAGAAUUUCCGCUCCUCCCUUCGCCCAGCCCAUAAUACAACCCAACGCACACACAAAGCAAGAAAUGUAAAUGUGCCUGAAUAAAAAAAAAAAGAAAUAAAAUAUGAAUAUUCACAUAUUUUUUGUAGUCACGGAUGCUGUAACACAACUUGACGUAUGUGUCGGCUGGACGCCGACACAUACGUCACUUGCUUAGAUAGCAGCUGUAGACCAAAAGUGUUUUACGUUUUUGCAGUCCCGUAUCAUAUCCAACUAAAGAUUUAUGAUUUUGAUAAUUAUAUUUUCAGGAGUAGACAAAUUCACUGAUGCGUGUAAACAUUCCAGAGCCGCUGAGCACUAACCUCACGUUUGGCUUCAUGGAGUUGAUUUAUGGGAAGAGAAUUUAAUUUCCACGGAACUCUAUUAACUUAUUAAUACUCCCCCAAAACAUUUUUGCACGAGGUUUGCUCACAAGAAUCUUUGUUUUCUCAGUAAAUUUAGUGUAAAACAUU
Molecule: messenger RNA, 2882 nt
Organism: Gasterosteus aculeatus aculeatus (three-spined stickleback)
Lineage: Eukaryota; Metazoa; Chordata; Actinopteri; Perciformes; Gasterosteidae
Gene: cln3
Product: CLN3 lysosomal/endosomal transmembrane protein, battenin
Biological process (GO): lysosome organization; regulation of intracellular pH
Cellular component (GO): membrane; lysosome
Source: RefSeq, a predicted model, not a curated record